This is a messenger RNA of Mustela lutreola (European mink), 5537 nucleotides long. RefSeq names its product phospholipase A2 receptor 1 (gene PLA2R1). Gene Ontology annotation, cellular component: signaling receptor complex; plasma membrane. The coding region runs from base 302 to 4786 and encodes 1494 amino acids. The record is from RefSeq and is a predicted model, not a curated record. The transcript has 31 exons. Lineage: Eukaryota; Metazoa; Chordata; Mammalia; Carnivora; Mustelidae. Gene Ontology annotation, molecular function: signaling receptor activity.
UCUGGGACGGGCUGAUGGUCCACCGCCUCUUCCUCCUCCUUCUCCAAGCUGGAGUGAGUAGGGCUGGGGAAAAAACUCCGCAACUUCCCGGUCUCCAGCCCAGAGCCCCGAGUGUCCGCACACUGUGGCGACAGGGACGACAGAGUGGGCCUGCGGGAGGCUGGGGUGGCGAGUUCCAGGGAGGCGUGGAUCACCGAGCGGGCUGCGGUCCCGCCUCCAGCGCCGCGCCCCGGCGCUCGGGCUUUGGCGCUGGCUCCCCUCAACCAUUACCCUGGGCGCCCGGCGAGCCCAGUGGUUAGCGAUGCUGCUGCUGCGGUCGCUACCUCUGCUGCCUCUGCUGCUUCUGCUGGGGGCACCAGGGAGCUUCGCCGAGGGCGCGGUGACCGCGCUUACCCGCGAGUCCGUCCCGUGGCAGGAUAAAGGAAUAUUUGUUAUCCAGAGUGAAAACCUCAAGAAAUGCAUUCAAGGAGGCAAAUCUGUACUAACCUUGGAGAACUGCAAACCACUCAGCGAGCACAUGCUGUGGAAAUGGGUUUCAAACCACCGCCUCUUUAACUUAGGGGGCAGUGGCUGCCUAGGCCUGAAUUUAUCUAAUCCAGAGCAGCCAUUGAGCUUAUACGAGUGUGAUUCCACUCACGUUUCCUUGAGAUGGCGCUGUAACAGGAACAUGAUCACCGGCCCUCUCCAGUACAUGGUGCAGGUGAACCACAACAACAUGCUUGUGGUCUCAAGGAAAUAUCUUCACAAGUGGAUUUCCUAUAUGUCAGAUGGUGGAAGCAUUUGUGAAUAUCUGCACAAAGAUUUGUACACAAUCAAAGGGAAUGCCCACGGGACACCAUGCAUGUUUCCCUUCCAGUAUAACCAACAAUGGCAUCAUGAAUGCACCCGGGAAGGGCGGGAAGAUGACUUACUGUGGUGUGCUACAACCAGUCGAUAUGAACGAGAUGAGAAGUGGGGAUUUUGCCCAGAUUCCACAUCCUCAGAGGUGGGUUGUGAUGCCAUCUGGGAGAAGGAGCUCAAUUCACACAUUUGCUACCAAUUCAACCUGCUUUCCUCUCUUUCCUGGAGUGAGGCACAUUCUUCAUGCCAGAUGCAAGGAGGAGCUUUACUAAGUAUUGCAGAUGAGAAUGAAGAAAAUUUCAUAAAGAAGCACUUGGGCAGUGAAGCUGUGGAAAUGUGGAUAGGUCUGAAUCAGCUGGAUGAAAAUGCUGGUUGGCAGUGGUCUGAUAGAACACCGUUCAACUACCUGAACUGGAACCCAGAAAUAAAUUUUGAGCCAUUUGUUGAACAUCAAUGUGGAACAUUUAAUUCAUUUAUGCCAAAUGCCUGGAGGAGUCGGGAUUGUGACUCUAUCUUGCCUUAUAUAUGUAAAAAAUAUCUAAACCACACUGAUCAAGAAGGGAUUGAAAAAAGUGCCUGGAAAUAUUAUGCAACACACUGUGAGCCUGGCUGGAAUCCCCACAGUCAUAACUGCUAUAAACUUCAGAAAGAAAAAAAGACCUGGAAGGAAGCUUUGCAUUCUUGCCAGUCUGAUAACAGCACAUUGAUAAACAUGGCUUCAUUAGCAGAUGUGGAGUUUUUUGUAACCCUCCUUGGAGAUGAAAAUGCAUCAGAAACAUGGAUUGGUUUGAGCAGCAAUAAAAUUCCAGUUUCCUUUGAAUGGUCUAAUGGCAUCUCAGUCACCUUUACUAAUUGGCACAUACUUGAACCCCAAAUUUUUCCAAAUAGAAGCCAGCAAUGUGUCUCAGCAGAGCAAUCUGAGGGACACUGGAAAGUUAAAAAUUGUGACGAAACACUUUUUUACAUUUGUAAGAAAGCAGGCCAUGCCCCUUCUGACACCGAAUCAGGCUGUCGAGAGGGAUGGGAGAGACAUGGUGGAUUCUGUUACAAAAUUGACACUGUCCUUCGAAGUUUUGACCAUGCCUCUAAUGGUUAUUACUGUCCUCCUGCCCUUGUAACCAUUACGAACAGCUGCCAGGCAGAAGGAAAUCUUUAUCUUCAACUUGAUCACCCACCCAAAACGUUUCAAGAAGACCUUGGGUUAGAAGUCCUCCAGUUUGAACAGGCUUUUAUUACCAGUUUGAUCAGUAGUGUGGUAAAAACGAAGGAGAGUUAUUUUUGGAUCGCUCUUCAAGAUCAAAAUGAUACAGGAGAAUACACUUGGAGAACAGCAGCAGGACAGAAGUCUGAGCCCGUGCAGUACACACACUGGAAUGCACAUCAGCCUCGCUACAGUGGUGGUUGUGUUGUCAUGCGAGGAAAGAGUCCGCCUGGUCGCUGGGAAGUGAAGGACUGUAAACACUUUAAGGCAAUGUCCCUGUGUAAGCAGCCAGUGGGAAAACAGGAGAAAACGGAGCAGGAAGAAAGAUGGCCAUUUCACUCCUGCUACUUGGACUGGGAAUCAGAGCCUGGGUUGGCCAGCUGCUUCAAGGUAUUUCAUAGUGAAAAAGUCCUGAUGAAAAGAACAUGGAGAGAAGCAGAAGCAUUUUGUGAAGAAUUUGGUGCUCACCUUGCAAGCUUUGCCCAUAUUGAGGAAGAGAAUUUUGUGAAUGAGCUUUUACAUUCAAAAUUUAAUAGGACAGAAGAAAGGCAGUUUUGGAUUGGAUUUAAUAAAAGAAACCCACUGAAUGCUGGCUCGUGGGAGUGGGCUGAUGGGACUCCUGUUGUCUCUUCAUUUUUAGACAAUACUUAUUUUGGAGAAGAUGCAAGAAAUUGUGCUGUUUAUAAGGCAAAUAAAACAUUGCUGCCCUUGCACUGCAGUUCCAAACGUGAAUGGAUAUGCAAAAUUCCAAGAGAUGUGAGACCCAAGAUUCCACCCUGGUAUCAGUAUGAUGCACCCUGGCUCUUUUAUCAGGAUGCGGAGUAUCUUUUUCAUACCUAUGCUGCAGAAUGGCCCUCCUUUGAGUUUGUUUGUAGCUGGCUGCGUGGUGAUCUUCUCACAAUUCAUUCUGCACAUGAGCAAGAAUUUAUCCACAGCAAAAUUAAAGCGCUAUCAAAGUUUGGUGUAAAUUGGUGGAUUGGACUUCAAGAAGAAAAAGCCAAUGAUGGAUUUCGCUGGAGAGAUGGAGCGCCAGUAAUAUACCAGAACUGGGACGAAGGAGGAGAAGGAUCUACGAAUAAUCAGAGCCAGAGAUGCGGCUUCAUUUCAUCCAUAACAGGACUAUGGGCUACUGAAGAGUGUUCCGUUUCUAUGCCUAGCAUCUGUAAGCGAAAGAAGGUUUGGAUCAUAGAGAAAGAGGAAAAGACCCCAAAACAACACGGAACAUGUCCCAGAGGAUGGCUAUAUUUUAACUAUAAGUGCCUUUUGGUGAAAAUCUCCAAAGACCCAAGUGAUUGGAAGAACUGGACAUCCGCUCAGGAUUUCUGUGUUGAAGCAGGGGGAACACUGGUCACCAUUGAAAAUGAGGUGGAGCAAGCUUUCAUUACUAUGAAUCUUUUUGGCCAGACCACUAAUAUGUGGAUAGGGUUACAAAAUGAUAAUUAUGAAAAAUGGGUAAAUGGAAAGCCUGUGACAUACUCUAACUGGUCUCCAUUUGAUGUAAUAAAUAUUCCAAGUCAUAACACCACUGAAGUUCAAAAACAUAUUCCUCUCUGUGCCUUGCUAUCAAGUAAUCCUAAUUUUCAUUUCACUGGAAAAUGGUAUUUUGAAGACUGUGGAAAAGAAGGUCAUGGGUUUGUUUGUGAAAAAAUGCAGGAUACCUCUGGACACAGUGUAAAUACAUCUGAUAUGUAUCCAGUCCCCAAUAUCUUGGAAUAUGGGAACAGAACUUAUAAAAUAAUUAAUGCAAAUAUAACUUGGUAUACAGCAAUAAAAACCUGCCUAAUGCAUGGAGCAGAAUUGGCCAGCAUUACAGAUCAGUAUCACCAGUCCUUCCUCACUGUUAUCCUCAACAGGAUAGGACAUGCCCAUUGGAUUGGACUAUUCACUGCAGAUAAUGGUCUUAAUUUUGACUGGUCUGAUGGGUCCAAAUCUUCCUUCACUUUUUGGAAAGAUGAUGAGUCAGCCAUCUUGGGUGACUGUGUUUUUGCUGACACCAAUGGGCGCUGGAGUAGCACAGCCUGUGAGUCAUUUCUUCAAGGAGCAAUUUGUCAUGUACCUACUGAAACAAAACCAUUUGGACACCCAGAGUUGUGCUCAGAAACAUCUAUUCCCUGGACAAAAUUCAAAAGUAAUUGCUACAGCUUUUCUACAGUCCUAAACAGUAUGAGUUUUGAGGCUGCUCAUGAAUUUUGCAAAAAGGAAGGGUCUAAUCUUUUAACAAUCAAGGAUGAGGAUGAAAAUUCAUUUCUCCUAGAAGAGCUUUUUGCUUUUGGUUCUUCUGUCCAGAUGGUUUGGUUGAAUGCUCAGUUUGAUGGUGAUAAUGAAACCAUAAAGUGGUUUGAUGGAACUCCCACAGAUCAGUCAAACUGGGGCAUUCGGAAACCAGAGAUGGAUCAUGUCAAACCCCAUCUGUGCAUUGCCCUAAGGAUCGCUGAAGGAGUAUGGCAGUUAUCCCCAUGUCAAGAAAAAAAAGGAUUUAUAUGCAAAAUGGAAGCAGAUAUUCAUGCAGUAAAGGAGCAUUCAGGAAAAGGACCAAGUCACAGUAUUGUACCUCUUGCAGUAGCACUCACACUGAUAGUGAUUCUGGCACUUUCCACACUUUCCUUCUGCAUAUACAAGCACAAUAGAGGUGUCUUCAGGAGACUUGCACAGUUUGGGAAUCCUUACUACCCUACAACCAACUUCAGCACAGUACAUUUGGAAGAAAAUAUUCUCAUUUGUGAUCUUGAGAAGACUGACCAAUAACAAUGAAUUCAGAGAAUGCCACAGCCCUAAUGAUAAGUAAAGACAGGAGUCUCCCCCGCAUUUUCCUUUACAGACCAGAGGCCACUAUAAUUUGAACUGUGUCACUAUUUUAAUUAUUCUUAAACAAAUCAGAUGGGUGUUGAUUUAUUCAUUUCCCCAAACUGUGAUCUAUUCUUAAAAUGGGGAAAUUAUACAAUGGUUACUAGUCAGAAAACAGGAACUAUUAAAAGUAACUCCCUAUUGAAGACUCUCAAACCAAUGUGAAUAAUAAGUUUUGUAUUACUAUAUUUCUACUGAAAUUUUAAAAGAAUUUUCAAACUAAUCUUAUCUAUUCUGACAUUUACUCACACUCAUUCCAUUAAAAAAGAGAGGAAAUGAAACAAAUUAUAAAACACUAUGCUUGUAUAUAAGAUGAAAAGUUAAAGUCAUCUGAGAGGUUUCUUGUUUGUUUUUUAAAUCAGUUAUUUUAACAUCAGGGUUCAGAAAACUAAUUUCUAAACUUAAAACUCACAUAUUCUGGGCUCUAACCUAAUAUUUAGGGUGAUAUUUGUUUUUAUUAUUUCUGACUUCUCAAACUAAAGAAGAAAAAUGACCUGUCUUUAAAUAGGAAAGAUCUUAGUUAGCAACACACUUGCAUAAGCAACUAAAUAAUGUGGCCUAAAACCUUCAAUUAAUAAAUGAUGACUGUGUUUGAUAUUUUAAAAUAUAGAUAAGCUUUAAAUAAUUUAUUAAAAUUUCACUAUUAUUAAGA